Molecule: messenger RNA, 2644 nt
Organism: Brassica rapa (field mustard)
Lineage: Eukaryota; Viridiplantae; Streptophyta; Magnoliopsida; Brassicales; Brassicaceae
Product: defensin-like protein 266
Source: RefSeq, a predicted model, not a curated record
UGCUUUUAAUAGUCGGACGGAUCUCUUUGCAAAAAGAGGCCGCACGCAAUUUUCUUAUUUUUUCCUCGUAAACACUAUGAUCCCUUCUUUGUUAGAUCCACAGUCUUAAACAUUUUCGGAUCAGUUUAAUGAAUAUGGAGCUUUGAUGUCCAAGGAAAAAAAGACAUAGUAGAAAGAGUAACGGAAGUAACUACAUAAUAUUGAGAUAUUAAUAAAAGGCAUAAUCAUAGUUGAUACGUAAUCAUAGGGAUUGUGAUACUCUUUCCCUUUAUAGAUUAUACGCCAAAAUUUACGAGAAUCUUCCAAACUUACUGCCUUAAAACCUUCCGUUGCAAUAUCAAUAAGUGUAUGUUAUUGGUAAGAAAUCAGUUUAUCGUAUAUGUGAAAUUGUAUAUAAAUACAUGAAGAAUGUGCUUGUUUAAUAAGAAUUACUAUCAGAAAUGGAGAAAAUGGUGUUCAGGAAAGUUAUGCUUCUUGCAUUCUUGUUUUCACUUUCAUGUGCAUUGGAAGGAGAAGCAAGAGUUAACGAAGAAAUGAGAGAUGUAACGAUACAACGAGGAGGUUCUUGUAACAACGACAAUGUUUGUCAUAAUCAUUGUCCAGGAUGUGCUAUCACGCGGUGUAUUUUCAACCAAUGUGUUUGUUCUCGGUGUAAUCCUCCACAACAACAGUUACGCGAUGUAACGAUACGGCGUGGGGGUUCUUGCAACAACGACAAUGUGUGUCAUAAUCAUUGCCCGCGGUGUGCUAUCACACGGUGUAUUUUUAACCAAUGUGUUUGUUCUCAAUGUAACCCUCCACAUCAACAUUUACGUAUUAAAUCUCAUAUGUAAACUUAUUUCUAACAUUUCUUCAAAUCUGAGAUGAAAAGAUGGUAUCAAUAAAACUUUUGAGAAGUUUACUAGAAUGUUACAUAUUUUAGGUAUAUUGACUAGAAUGAUACAAAUCUUUUUUUUAUUACUAGAAUAUUUUCGAUACCAAGCGUACCCUUUUUUUACGUUAUGAGAAAAAACGUAUUUACGAGAAUGCCAUUACUUUUCGCUGCCACGUAGGCAAAAAACCGGCGCCACGGAGGAAUUCGCGUCCGUAUUUUCAUUAAGUCAGCUGUUAAGCGAUAGAUUUGUAGUUACGGCCGAUUUAUCUUUACGUUACGGCUGACUUAAUACAUACGACUGACUUAAGUGAAAGUGGCUGACUUAAAACUAUAAGUCAGCUUGCCAAUACAACUGAUUUACAGAAAUCCGGCUGAGUUAUGUGACCACGGCUGACUUAAUGAUACAAAUGACGGCUGACUUAUACAUUGGCGGUUUGAUUUCUGGAAAAUUUGGCUGAGUCGUGGUUAAGAAACGGCUGAGAAACUUUUUUUCAGCUGAGUAAAGGAACAUGGAUGGGCUGGGUUAUUGAAGCCACGACUGAGUUAUGGGAUGCUGUUACAACUGGGUUUGUAUUAGUCAGCCGUUAAAGCAUGGAUAAAAAGUAAACUCAGCUGCUUUGCGGCUGACGUAUGAGCGAAAGAUUAAUUACUAGAAUGUUCUCGUUUGAUGGCUGAUUUACGUAACGAUACGGCUGACAUAUGGUUGUUCAUCCUUAUUGCGGCUGACUUACUGUCAAAAGAUUAAUUACUAGAAUGUUUCCAUGUAUCGGCUGACAAAGUGUAAAAAUGAUGGCUGACUUAUUUUGGCUGAGUUACUGAUUUGUUUGUCGGCUGAUUAACCGAUGUUCCAUGUCAUCUGCCAUGUCAUCAACUCGGAUUUGACAUGUCAUCACUAACGGUCGCCCAAUUUACAACUGAGUUACGAGACCUUUCAGUUGUCUUCUUCAUCUUAUUUUUGAAUGAUUACACAGCCUUUCUUUUCUUCUUCAUCAUCUCAGUUAUCUAUCCUCUUCAUCUUUCUCAUAUGGUAAUGGAUCCCGUUAUUAUUGUUUCCGGUAAAUGGAUUAUGAAAAAACGAUAUGUAUUCAACGUCGACAGUAGAGGGUGUAGAGUUCUUCAUUUAGGUGAGAAAACUAAACUUGAAGAUUUCAUAAAGUCUGUCAUCGACGAUUACGGUUUGAAUGAUUUGAAGGUUCAUAUUCUGCUUAGCUACAUGUUUUCGAAUAAAACAUUGAAAACAAUGGCGCACAACACUCCACCAGUUUACGUGUCCAACACUCGACAAUUGCAAUGUUUUCUAAGCUUAAAGAAAAGCGAACAACUACGUCUCUGUGUGGAGAUUACAGAGAAAAAGGAUGACAGCUCAGACGUAGAAGCUUCAGAAGAAGAAGCUUCAGAAGAAGAAGCUUCAGAAGAAGAAGCUUCAGAAGAAGACGCUUCAGAAGAAGACGCUUCAGAAGAAGACGCUUCAGAAGAAGAAGCUUUAGAAGAAGAAGCUUUAGAAGUUGAGUCUAUAGAGAAUGGGAGUUACGAUGGUUGCAGUUUGGAGGAUGAACAAGAUGAAAUUGAGAAUGACUGCUUUAGUAACGUUGAAAUACACGACGUAGCCGGAGAAGAUGAAAUAGGCAAAGAAAACGAAGAAGAUGAUGAAUUUGAAAGUCGAUUUGAUAUGUUCGAUGACUCGGACGGUGCGUCAUCUGAAGAUGAUAACUUCAGCACAUACGGUGAGUCUCCUAUCGAAGAAGACGAAGAUUCACCAACGCUACCUUC